GACCGGUCUAUUUAUGUAAAUAUUCUUUAUUUACUAGUAAAUGGUACGAUAAAGGAGAUUGAAAACGUGCCUUAUCUUAUGCCACACAACUAUAUAUAAAAAAGUGCCAGGGUAUUUUGUUUACAUAUGUGUGUACUGCUUUACAUAAUGUAGUUUUUUAUGCUUAAAAGUUUGAAUUAAGGCAUAUUUAAGCUGAAGAUUCUGCUGUAGACGUACCUGGUUAAAUGCAGAUAGUAUAAAGUGACAUAGAAUGGACAGUGCACACCUAAGUACGGCUCGUAAGGUGCACAUUGGAAAUGUACUGGAUGUUCAUUUUCACCAACUCUCAGAACCUGUUCCUGUUAACAUUCUACCACAUGCUGAAAAUCUACAAAGCCAGUUAGUCGAACGUUCGAACCAAGUUAUUGGAGAGUCCAACAUGCCAAUACAACUUGAUUGUAAUAUAAUAGCAGUACGACUUGAGAUGACAGAUGUACGACAACCAAUAGAUGAUGAAUGGAAAAAAGAGAUGCAACGCAGAGACUAUCUAAGUUUAAAUUGUUCAAAAACAUCUUCAGUAACUAUAGACCAACUGUUCGACAGAGCGUUGGAAAAUGCGAAACGAAAUGUUAAAACUAGGUGUUCAACAGCAGCUGCGAAAGCUGAGUACACAAAAAGACAUGCUAACAUUGUUGGGGUGGUUGGACCUCCAGGUGUUGGAAAGACCACUCUUUCAAAGAUGAUGGUAAACCAAAUUCUCAAGCAUGAAUUUCUACCUGACACCGAAUAUCUGUUCUUCAUUAAAGUGAAAGACAUUAACUUUAAUACGAAGAUGACACCGCUAGAAUUUCUAACCACCAACAGCAGGAUUAAAGUAAAUUACACUGAAGAGGAAAGCAAGGCUUUGAUUGCAUUACUGUACAACAAUCCAAAUGUUAUCAUCUUUUUUGAUGGAUUGGAUGAAGCUUCAUCGAAUGAGUUCGCCAUGAUCUCCCACGUGUGUAAACUUGAUGGGGAAGAGCUCCCUAUCGACAUCAUGAAGAAUUUGUUCAACUCUACACUGCUACCCAACGCUAAAAUAGUUGUUACAUCAAAGUCGGGCCAAAUGUACAAGCUGCACCCCGAUUAUCGACCUACUUCUAUUUUUGAAGUUCUUGGACUCCUGGAAGAAGCAAAGAAUAUUCUUGGAACGCAGCUUUGUGGAGAGAAGUACCCAGCCAUCAAAAAAAUAUUGGACCAACAACCACACCUUGCUCAACUGUGUUAUCUUCCAAUUAAUUUUAUUCUAAUCGUUUCUUGUUUGCUCUCAAACGAAGGCAGUGAUAUUAAAACAAUGACUCAAGUUUUAAUCUUAUUCUUGACCAGAUUUGUAGAGUCAUCCCAUUUGAAAGGAAGGGUUACCCCGAACAAAGUUGGAGCUGAAAUGGUUAAACUUGCUCGCCUUGCAUAUAAGGGUCUUCGACAAAGGAAACUUGUUUUUGAGAAAAGUGACUUUGAUGACGUGGAACUGGCUGAUGAAAUGGUUACAAACUUUUUUCACACUUAUGUCGGUAAAUCGUCUGGAUUACAAAUGAAAAUCCUUGAAGGGAAUAUACGAAGUUACUUCACUCACCGCACCUGGCAAGAAUUUUACGCAGCUGUAUAUUUAAUGCUGUUUAUUUCGUAUCAGGAGUUAAAACUAUUCAAGUUUAUAUUUAAAGAUACGCAGUGGAAACAAGUGGUGCGAUUUAUGUAUGGACUUUGUAAUCCUCAUUCAUAUAAACAAUUAAAACUUAUUUUCCCUGCUAAAAUGGUUAAAGAUUACGAAGAGAAGAAGAAGUUCAUGCAGUCAAUGAUGACGGAAUCAUUUGACCCGAUCUGGGGUGACGACUUAGUCCGACGGUUUGGCUGGCUUCAUGAAUACAAUGACGACGAAACUUCUAGGAAAUUUGAAGAUGUUCUUUCCGUGAGGCUUGAAAUAGAUGCAGCAGGGCAUCUUUCAGUGGCUGCAGACAUAGUUUAUGCAUUGAGAUCAUUUACAAAACCACAUAAACUACAAUUGUAUUCAUUUCUUAAAAUUUCAAACAAAAUGAUUGGAUCUGUUGAAUCUUUGCUUCGUGGAAUACAUGGAACCACUACUACGGUUGGUACAGUAAGUGUAGGAUCUUUAAUAAAGUUUAUUUUUUCGUGUUACGAAAUCUUUAACUUUUUGUUUCUGUUAGGAAAACUUUAA
Ciona intestinalis (vase tunicate) is the source of this 2191-nucleotide messenger RNA. The record is from RefSeq and is a predicted model, not a curated record. NCBI's taxonomy places the organism in Eukaryota, Metazoa, Chordata, Ascidiacea, Phlebobranchia, Cionidae.